CUCACCCGCCCUUUUUCGUCGUGUUUUCAGCCACGAUGCCUCAGGGCUUCUCUACGGAAACUUACGACUGGGCGGCGUAGCGCUUCCUACAAAAUUCCAAGCGGGUCCGGCGAUCGGCGCGUGCGGGCAUUGAUGAAGGAAGAGCCACCUAGGCCACUCUGCCUCCAAAGAGACCACACCUUGUCCAGUCAUCAUGCCCUUUCUCUUUCGACCCAAGUAUCUACCCCAAAAGGACAUUCCGAACCUUAAAGGCAAAGUGUUCUUCAUUACAGGCGGAACUAGCGGACUGGGCCGGCAGGCCAUUCUCACUUUGAGCGCGUAUGGCAAUCCAUCCCACAUUUACUUCACUGGCCGCAACGUAGAGAAUGCGAAGGACCUCAUCGAGGAAGUGGGAAGCGACAAAGCCACGUUCCUUGAAUGCGAUCACACAAGCUUGGAAUCCGUGCGAGCUGUCGCCCACCAGCUCUUAUCACACACGGAUCGCCUCGACGUCCUCGUAAGCAAUGCUGGAGUCAUGGCAAUUCCUCCACGCCUCACCAAAGAUGAGUACGAAAUUCAAUUUGGCAUCAAUCACCUCAGUCAUGCGCUCUUCAUCAAGCUUUUGCUGCCGCUGCUAGAGCGAACUGCGAAAGAGCAGGGCGAAGCAAGGAUGGUUUCGGUUGCCUCGCUAGCAGCAGCCCAUACUGCUCCGGGCGGGAUUGCAUUCGAUGGACUUCGCACGACUCAGGAUGACCUCGGUAUGACGGCGAAGUGGAUACGGUACGGUCAAAGCAAGCUUGCCAAUAUUCUGUAUACUUGGGAGUUGGCGAAACGGUAUCCAUGGCUUACAACAGCUUCCCUGGAGCCCGGUACGGUAUGGACUGGUCUUCUCAGCAACUUAGGAUUCCUGGAUCGUAUGUUCUUGAGGCUUUUGACUUGGUGGAAGUCUUAUUCGUUGGAGGAGGGAGCAUACAAUGCAUGCUGGGCUGCUACGGCUGAGAAGAGCAAGAUUGAGUCGGGAAGAUUCUACACCCCGGUUGGCGUACGCGCCGCAGCCAUGGCCUAUACUGAGGAUGAGGCGCUGGCCAAGAAGCUAUGGGAUUGGACUCAGGAGCAGCUGAAGGAUUACGAUUAAGCUCUAUUCAGGGCGUUCGAGGGCAUUCCAGUAUGUGGGAGCAGAAGGGAUCCUGUUUGGGAUUCGCGUCCGAAGGUCAGAUCUUGUGUGUUCU
Trematosphaeria pertusa is the source of this 1208-nucleotide messenger RNA. RefSeq names its product oxidoreductase. The record is from RefSeq and is a predicted model, not a curated record. The transcript is spliced from 2 exons. NCBI's taxonomy places the organism in Eukaryota, Fungi, Ascomycota, Dothideomycetes, Pleosporales, Trematosphaeriaceae. Bases 194 to 1114 code for a protein of 306 amino acids.